AUGAAAUCGAUCAAAUUUUCGCUUUCGGACGAGUUCCAGCUUUUCCGAGUUGUGGUUGUCCGAAUUCUUGAAGGCGGCGGCCAAUUCGCAGAUCUUCUCGAUAUUCUCCUCCAUUUGAUCGGGUGUUUCGGAUUGGAGUUCGUGCACGAUUUCUUCUCUGAAAGCAACAAAAAAAAAGAAAUUUAUUUAAGAUUUUUUGAAAUCUCCGUACUUAUAAGACUCCUUAGCCUCCUCCAACAAGGAUCCGAAGAUCUCGCAUUCGACGUUCUCUUUGAUUUUGAAGUCGGUGUAGCCACGAGAUUUGAGACGAUCGUAGAGCUUUUCGGUGGAGCAACGAAGCACGACGACGACGUCGAACCAUCUGGAAUUGGAAUGAUUUGGAUGAUGGUUGGGGGUGUCUAA
Caenorhabditis remanei is the source of this 402-nucleotide messenger RNA. RefSeq lists its product as uncharacterized. Bases 1 to 402 code for a protein of 133 amino acids. The transcript is spliced from 2 exons. Lineage: Eukaryota; Metazoa; Nematoda; Chromadorea; Rhabditida; Rhabditidae. The record is from RefSeq and is a predicted model, not a curated record.